AGCGGACGUUGUGUACGCGUGUGUCAUGUGAUAACAAGUUUAUAAAUUCAUGAAUACGUAACAAUGGUUUCGAAGAAAAAAACACCAGUCAAUUGUGAAGACGAUCUCUCCGCUCCGAGCUCUGUGCAAUCACUUGAUAAUAGUUAUGAAAUAUUCGGCAGUGAUUGUUCUGAUUUUUAUGACGUACAGUGCGAUGAUAAGAGACUGAAAAGCAAUAAACAUAUAAACGCCACCUACGUCUCAUCGCCGAACACUAAUCACAGUUUCUGGACCGACAUGGACCGGCUGGAGACAACUCCAUUACUGUCGACGUUACGGAAAACGACUUACGACAAUCAACCAAACAAAGAACCUAAUGAAUUAACAUCGAGUAGAAUUAUAUCAUCGUACAAAAGAAUCGAGAAGGCAGCCAAACCCGAAAGAAAGAAACAAAGUUCCUUAGUCACAAUAUUCUCAGUAUGGAACACAAUUAUGGGUUCCUCUUUGUUGACGAUGGCGUGGGGUGUGGAGCGCGCUGGUCUGCCUGUGGCCCUCGUGUUGGUAGCUGUCAUGGCUGCUUUGUGCUUGUACACGGCUUACGUGUUGCUACGAGUCAACCGUGACCAUGGUACAGCGACGUGUGAGGUACCGGCACUGUGUCGGGUGCUGCUCGGCCGCUCGUCAGAAGUUGUGGCACACGCCUUCAGUCUGGUGGUGUUGCUUGGAGCCAACAUUGUCUACUGGAUACUAAUCACCAACUUCUUGUACUUCACUGUCAACUACUUUGCUGAUCUCCGCAAUACACACACACCAGUUUCCAACUUGACGUUGCUGUGUCCAUCCAAAGAUGGUGUGAACAGCUCCCUCAUAAUACCGGAGCCUGUUAUCACCUCCACCUAUUGGGAUUUGCACAGCACUGUGCCAAUAUACGUGGCCUUCAUCGUGUUCCCACUGUUGAACUUCAAAAAUGUCACUUUCUUCACCAAAUUCAACUCUCUAGGUACAUUAUCUGUGGUGUACUUACUAAUAUUUGUAUUAACAAAGGGUUACACGUGGGGGAUCCACAUGAAUAACAUGGUGAUCCCAACGCAGGUGGACAAAAACGCGGCAGUACUCAGCGGAAUGUUAGCGUUGUCUUUCUACAUACAUAACAUAAUUAUAACAAUUAUGAGCAACAAUGCGAGACAAGAGAAGAAUGGUAGAGAUCUUACAAUAGCGUUUGUUCUGGUAACACUGACAUACACAUUGGUCGGCGCUGUGUUCUAUAUCUGCUUUCCAUUGGCCAAGUCUUGUAUAGAAGAUAAUAUUUUGAACAAUUUCGAGAUGCAUGACGUGAUGACUGCCGUUGCAAGAAUAUUAUUACUUUUCCAAGUGGUGACCGUUUACCCCCUAGUAGCGUUCAUGUUGCGUUCCGAAGCAGUGCUACUGUUGCCAUUCACAUCUACAAGAUGCCUGACAAUCACCAUCAACAUUGUCAUAGUCAUCACGUGUAUACUGGUUGCCUGCUUCUGUCCUAGUAUCGGGACUAUCAUAAGGUACACAGGAGCCGUAAGUGGUCUAGUUCACAUCUUCACUCUGCCUUCCCUGCUGCACAUGCGUUCCUUACAUCUUCGGGGACAACUAACCUGGUGGAAGACCCUCUUCUACGGUCUUAUUGUUGUCUUUGGCGCUAUCAAUUUACUGAUGCAAUUCUUUAUUGACGAAUAAACAACUUGUAAAUGUAGAUUCUAUCAAGAAGAUAAUUCUUGUGGUGUUUUAUGGAUAAUUACAGCCCCAGAUGUGAACUGAAGUAAAUGCAAUCUUAUAAGGCUAGAAGCCAGGUCCGUAAAAUUGACGUUGUUAAUAAAAAAACAAAAAUCGUGUAAUGGUAGACGGGGUACUCAAAAACAUUGUCAACUGUCUACGUAAUAGUGAAAUUAAUAAUGGACAUGCCCAUAUUCGCUGGGUUUUUUUAAUCCAACGUGGCAGUGGACGCCGCCAUCUUGGAUUAUAUUGGUACCAAAAAUACGGGUUUAUACUUAGCUUGGGUAUCAGGUAACAAUGUAUAAUUUCAAAAUUGGAAUUGGAAAAAUAAAUUAAUAAUAUUAUAAUAUACCUAUCUAGUCAUAUUUUAUAAGUUAUUUCUAAAUGAAACCAAAGAUAGUUUUUAUUAUUCAACCUGUAUAAUCAACAAAAAUAAAAGGUAACAAUUAAACUUAAUAUUAUUGUAUAACAAAGAAUUGUAAACACUUUUAAUUGCAUUAUUGUAUUAAAAUAAUAAAGAAUCAUUAAUAUUGUCUUUGACCAAUAUCAUUUUUUUUAAAUCUUAUUUUUAAAUAUACUUCAUAUAUUUAACAAUAUUAUUAUUGCAUAAUAUCAUGUUCAUGUAUACAAAAUAUCUAAAGAAAACAUACAAUACCAAUUCUAUUUUCAUAAGUUGUGUGACUGUGAUAUAUUUAAAAGAAAAUUACUGUACAGUAGAAUAAAAAGGAAAACGUGAGAAAUCGUAAUAAAAAAAAACAAAAUCAAUAAAAGAUUAGAAAGAAAAAUGCACUUGUAAAUUCAUCAGUUUUCUAGAACUAUCUUUUGUUCGUUUCCAAUACUCUAAUACCAUCCUAAGAUAAUGUAUCAGAAUUCAAUGGCGAAUAUUCAGUGGGUUGGAUUUCCGAACGAUAUAAACAUUUUAUAUAUACAAAUAUACAUACUUAUUGAAAAAUAUAAUUUUAGUAUAAUAUCUAACAUUACAUAUAUAUUUUAGUUAAAAAAAUAUAAAAAUAUAUAGCUACAAACAAAGGUUGAUACCAAAUUACGUCACAAUAACGUUUAUAAUUUUACAAUAAUUUUCUCAUUUAAUAUACAAUAGGUAUUCAAAAUAUAUCUGUAAAGAUGAAAGCUAUUUUCUUUUAAUAUAAAAUCAUUGAGUAUUUAUAAAGUCAAGUAAUUUAUUUUUUUCACUUAGCCUC
Molecule: messenger RNA, 2921 nt
Organism: Achroia grisella
Lineage: Eukaryota; Metazoa; Arthropoda; Insecta; Lepidoptera; Pyralidae
Product: neutral amino acid transporter 9-like
Exons: 12
Coding region: 64-1686 (540 amino acids)
Biological process (GO): amino acid transmembrane transport
Molecular function (GO): amino acid transmembrane transporter activity
Source: RefSeq, a predicted model, not a curated record